GACUUUCAGCACUCAGCCAGCCUGCCCAAAAUGGGGAUUAGCAAAAAUGCCUUUGUGUUUCUUUUAUUUCUAUACUCAGUGCAGGGAAACUUACUAGACAACUAUAUAAAAACAGAAGGUGCAUGGAUACUUAGUCACAAUAAACAUAUUUAUAAAACAAACAAUCCAGAAGAAUGUGCGGAAAAAUGUGAAGCUGAAACAAAAUUUACCUGCAGGUCCUUUACAUUUACCAGUAAAGACCAGCAAUGUACAACACUGGCUGAGAACACCAAGAAAGCAUUGGUACUGAGAAGAACAAAUGCAGUUCUCUUUGAGAAAAGAAUGUAUCUUCUAGAAUGUAGGCGAGGAAAAGGAGAGGAUUACAGAGGAACAGAAUCCAAAACUCGGAAUGGUGUGAGUUGCCAGAAGUGGGCGGACACUGAACCUCAUGUACCUAGAUUUACACCUGAUAGUAACCCUAAUGAUGGAUUAGAAGAAAACUACUGCAGAAAUCCUGAUAAGGAUGUGUAUGGACCCUGGUGUUAUACCACAGAUCCUAAAAAAAGAUUUGAUUUCUGUAACAUCCCAGAAUGUGAAGAGGAGUGCAUGCAUUGCAGCGGGGAGAAAUACCAAGGCAACAUUUCCAGAACAGAGUCUGGGCUCGAGUGCCAGCCAUGGGAUGCUCAGAAGCCUCAUUCUCAUGGAUACAUCCCUGCAAAUUUGCCAGACAAGGAUCUGAAGAUGAAUUAUUGCCGUAACCCGGAUGGGGAGCCCCGGCCUUGGUGUUUCACCACCGAUCCAAGUAAACGCUGGGAAUUUUGUAAUAUUCCACGUUGCGCUACACCCCCACCAACUACUGGACAAGGCCUUCAGUGUCUUGCAGGAAAUGGAGAUAAUUAUCGAGGCAAAAUAGCCAUCACAGAAUCAGGAAAGACUUGUCAAAACUGGGCUUCUCAGUUUCCUCACAAACAUGCUCGGACCCCUGAGAACUACCCAUGCAAGGCCUUAGAUGAAAACUAUUGUAGAAACCCUGAUGGUGAGAGUAGGCCUUGGUGCUACACUACCAGCAAAGAUGUCCGAUGGGAGUAUUGUAGCAUACCUAGUUGUGAAGAGACAAAAGUGGAAAUCACUGCUGAAGCUGUGGAUGAGCAGGUUCCAAACACUGAAGAUUGCUAUCAAGGCAAUGGUGCGACUUACCGUGGCACAACUUCAUUGACUGUCUCAGGAAAGCGAUGCCAAGCUUGGAGGUCCAUGUCACCACACAGUCAUAAGAAAACCCCAGCAGCUUUCCCAAAUGCGGACCUGAGGCUGAAUUAUUGCAGAAAUCCAGAUGGUGAUAGAGCCCCAUGGUGUUACACCACUGAUCCAAGUGUGAGAUGGGAGUUCUGCCAUUUGAAGAAGUGUGGGGAUUUGCAAACAGUUGUACAAAAGCCAGUCCAGACAACUACAGAAUCAGGCACAGCAGACUGCAUACUGGGAAAGGGUAAGGAUUAUCGUGGCACCACAGCAAAAACUGGGAGCGGCAAGACUUGUCAAGCAUGGAGUUCUCAGACGCCACACACCCAUGACUUUUUUACUCCACUGACUCAUCCGCAUGCAGGCCUAGAACAAAAUUAUUGUAGGAAUCCCGAUGGAGAUAUUAAUGGCCCUUGGUGCUACACAACAGACCCAAGAAAAGCCUGGGAUUACUGUGAAAUUCCCAAAUGCCCUCCUCCUCAAUACGAGUGUGGAAAAGCCAAAAGGAAACAAAAGAUGUGUCCUCAAAGGAUUGUGGGUGGAUGUGUUUCAAAUCCACACUCUUGGCCCUGGCAAAUCAGUCUCAGGACAAGUUUUGAACAACAUUUUUGUGGUGGCACUCUGAUAGCUCCACAGUGGGUUCUUACUGCUACUCACUGCUUAGAAAGGUCCCAAAGGCCUUCUUCAUACAAAGUCUUCCUCGGGCUUCACCAUGAAGCGAAGAAAGAUCCAUCUCUGCAAAUCCGAGAUGUUGAAGCGUUAUUCAAGGAGCCAGACGGAGCAGACAUUGCCUUGCUGAAGUUGAGCAGUCCUGCACUGAUCAAUGACUACGUAAUCCCAGCUUGCUUGCCAAAGGCACAUACAGUAGUAGGAGGCAAAAUAGAAUGCUAUGUAACUGGUUGGGGAGAAACCCAAGGUACUGGUGGAGAGGGCAAACUAAAAGAAACUGGCUUCCCUGUGAUUGAGAAUAAAAUAUGCAAUCGCCCUGAAUUUCUGCACAAUAAAGUUAAAAGCACUGAGCUCUGUGCUGGGAAUAUUGAUGGUGGUACUGAUAGCUGCCAGGGAGACAGUGGGGGACCUUUAGUUUGCCCUGAACAUGAUAAAUUCAUCCAACAUGGGGUCACCUCUUGGGGUCUUGGUUGUGCCCAGCCCAGAAAACCUGGUGUUUAUGUCCGAGUUUCUAGUUAUAUUUCUUGGAUUGAGCGUACAAUUGCUAACAACUGAAUGCUGGGUAUUCACUGACCUUUCCUGGAGAGCAAUGCACACGCUAGGAAAAUGCGAUUCUAAAUACAGCAUUAAUCUAAAAUAAUCAAUUGUAAAUUACUGUAAAUUUGUAAGCUACUGUAAAUUAACAGUCAUUGUCAAGAGACCAAAUGGAUUGUUUGUUAGCCUCUUUCAAUAUGUUUUAUAUUCUGCUGUAUUCUGUGUUGAAAAUAUCCAGUUCUCUUGCGUAAUUGGAUACAAACAUUUCAAUCCUUGACAUACAGCUCUUGUGAAUAAAAUAAAUUGUCCUCAAAA
Molecule: messenger RNA, 2733 nt
Organism: Alligator mississippiensis (American alligator)
Lineage: Eukaryota; Metazoa; Chordata; Crocodylia; Alligatoridae
Gene: PLG
Product: plasminogen
Exons: 19
Coding region: 31-2439 (802 amino acids)
Biological process (GO): proteolysis
Cellular component (GO): extrinsic component of plasma membrane
Molecular function (GO): signaling receptor binding; serine-type endopeptidase activity
Source: RefSeq, a predicted model, not a curated record